AUGAGGAACGUCAUAUUCCUGUUGCCAGUCUGGGCAGUCGUCUGUCAUGGCGCAGCUUUACCACAGGUGAUUGUCACGCCAACUGUCAAGCCAACCGCUCGACCAACAGCGUGGACUUUCACAGUUCCAUGUUAUACGAGUACAAAGGGAUGCAAACCUACAACAGUCACAAUCAAGGGUCGAGAAGCCGAAGCAAGUCUUGCGGCUAGACAUCCCCAGCUAGAAAUUGUUACAAUAUCUCGGGAAGAUCUAGUCCUACCGACUUAUACCCCACCAAAGCCGACUACCAGUUCGAAGAAGAGCACCUCUUCGGUCAAGAGCUCAACGAAGAAGCAUCAUCACCAUUCAAAGCCAACUACAAAGUCGACCACAAAACCAACCCCGGUGCCAACCUCAUAUACCACCGUUCCACCAACUACUCGGUAUCCAAUUCCUACUGGACCCCAGACUACGAGAGAUACGCCACCUCUCACAGUUCCGCUGGAUAGAAGAGAGCCACAGGUUCUUGGCACCCCCACCAGAACGGUUAUUGCAGCUCCAAAGCCAACAAAGCUUCCGCCAUUUUGGUGGUGGCCACCACAUUAUCCUUCCCCUACAAAGACAUCUACCAAACCUACUGUUACUCCCACAAAGUCGUCGACCAAAAUGACAUCCACUACGACCUCGACAACCAAGACACCAACCCCAACUGUGAUAACCGAUCCUCAUCCAACCCCAUCUACCAGCAGGGUAACAAGCAUUGGAGGUCCAGAGACCACUAGAUAUCCUACGCCAGUUGAACCGAUAACCACUCGAUACCCAACUCCAGUUGAGCCAAUAACCACAAGAUAUCCCACCCCGGUUGAGCCAAUUACUACCAGAUAUCCUACACCAGUUGAACCAAUUACUACCAGAUAUCCUACACCUGUAGAACCGAUUACUACCAGAUAUCCUACACCGGUCGAACCGAUCACGACUAGAUAUCCAACUCCAGUCGAGCCCAUCACUACCCGCUACCCAACCCCAGGGGAGCCAAUAACAACACGAUAUCCAAGUCCUCUUCCAUUUCCUAGCGAAUCACCUCCAGAUACCGAAUAUCCACCCCCAGUUUUAACUGUACCCAUUAGUGACGAACCAGCACCAGUGACCGACUACCAGCCACCUAUUCUUACUGUUCCCAUAAGUGACGCACCACAAGAGACUGGCUACCUAGGCCCUAUCCUCACAGUUCCUAUUAAACGGGAAACCCGAACCAUCAGUGCCGAAGGUCCAGACACCACGAGAGCCGUUGCCGUGAUAACUGUUCCAAUCAACGCUAGGAAUGACGUUAUAACCCGUUCUGUCAUCUGGGGCGGUCCAGAUACUACUCGUACCGCCUCUUUCCUAACUGUGCCGAUCAAAGAAAAGCGUCAGACUCUUGGAUCCCCCACGAGAACAGUGUAUGAGCCAACAGUAACACCACCUGCUCCUCCUCCUCCACCACCUCCUCCAUCCACGAAACCAACCACCAAACCAACUUCAUCUACAACUAAACCAACCCCUCCUACCACAAAGCCAACUCCUCCAACCACGAAACCUACACCACCUACCACCAAGCCAACCACCAAACCCACUCCUCCAACAACCAAACCUCCCCUCCCAACUCCAACCCCACCCCACCCAACCUACCUCGAAGUCCCAGCCAAGCGCCAAAUCCUCACCUUCCCAGGCGACAUGCCAUGGCCAUCAAACGUGCCCAUCCCAACCGAUGUACCGAUAUUCACCGUGCCAGCAAGAGUUAACGGACGUCAGGAGCUGGGCGAUCCGACAAGAACAGAUAGUCCGUGGUUUACUUAUAGUCCGAGACCGGUUGUUAGGAGGAGAGAGGGCGCGGAGAGACGGGCCGUUGUUUAG
Molecule: messenger RNA, 1872 nt
Organism: Glarea lozoyensis ATCC 20868
Lineage: Eukaryota; Fungi; Ascomycota; Leotiomycetes; Helotiales; Helotiaceae
Exons: 1
Coding region: 1-1872 (623 amino acids)
Source: RefSeq, a predicted model, not a curated record